AGCUGCAAGUGGACCUAAAAACAUGAUUUCUAGAAGCUUUAUCUGACCCUAAAAGAGUGCUGCACCCUUCUCCCUUUUAUUUCUUCUAGAAGAGCCAAAAUCAGCCACAAAACACCUUGUUUCUAAAAGAGCCAAAAUUAACCUAAUUUUGGGCGAAUUUCCCUAACCUUUUUCCUCUUGGAUUCUAAUUUAAAUUGGCCCUUUUCCUCUUGGAUUUGGAUUGUAUAAGUCCAUAUCAUAAAUUAAUUGGGCUAUGAAUUAUUUUCCCAAGCCUUGCCGCACCCUAGGAACCCUAAUUCUGAUUUCCUAGGGUCUUACCGUCCAUGAAUUAUUUUCCCAAGCUAUGUCAUCCAUGGCUCUGAUACCAAAUGGGGCGGAACUAACAAUACCAGGAGGUAAAACUGUCCAUAGAAUUCAGAGUGCGGAAGUAAAACAUGUAUAAGUAGAAUUUGAGUUCAAUGAGAGGGAUUGAGGAUUUAGACCUUUCACGCAACAAUUUGUCUGGUGAAAUUCCACAGUUUUUGGAGGGCUUUGCUUUCUUGAAGAAUCUCAACUUGUGUUUCCAUCAACUUUGGGGAACGUACCAAUUGAAGGUGUUUUAAAAAUGCAACUGCAACUUCAAUUGUUGGAAACACCAGGCUCUGCAGCAAUAUUGCCGAUCUCCAACUGCCCAAGUGCAAGACUAAAGAGUUCAAGAAUAAGGGAAGAUUGUCUCCUAGUUUGAAGCUAAUAAUCUCCUUAGUAGCUGGGUUUUCCUUUCUAGAAAUGGUUAUAGUGUUGUCAUUAUUGUUUGUUUGUUCACCAAGAAAUAAAAGGAAGGGAGCAGGUCCAAUUACUUUGGGGAACUCCGCUUUACAAGUGUCCGAUAACAAUCUCUUGAAGGUUACUGAUGGGUUCUCCUCAACUAAUCUGAUUGGCAUGGGCAGCUUUGGGUCUGUGUAUAAAGGAGUUCUUGAUGACGAUAAUGGAAUUCAACCUGUUGCUGUCAAGGUGUUUAACAUGUUACGCCAUGGAGCCUCUAAGAGUUUCAUAGCCGAAUGUGAGGCGAUGAGAAAUAUUAGACACCGGAAUCUUGUCAAGGUUGUAACAGCUUGUUCGAGCGUGGACUUUUCUGGUAAUGACUUCAAGGCUUUAGUUUAUGAACUCAUGGACAAUGGGAACUUAGAGGAGUGGUUGCAUCCAACUGCUGGAACACCCAAAAAUUUAAGUUUUCUUCAGAGGCUAGACAUUGCCAUUGAUGUUGCUUGUGCAUUGGAUUAUCUUCAUAAUCAUUGCGAGGCACCAAUUGUUCAUUGUGAUCUCAAGCCUAGCAAUGUUCUUUUGGGCAACGACUUGACUGCACAUGUCUCUGAUUUUGGACUGGCAAGAUUUCUCUCAAACCUAACCAAUAAUGUUACGGAAAAUCAAACAAGUUCCAUUGGAGUACGAGGAACGGUUGGUUAUGCUGCUCCAGAGUAUGGCAUGGGAAGCAAGAUUGCAACAUGUGGGGAUGUCUACAACUUUGGUAUCCUCUUGUUAGAGAUGUUUACAGGGAAGAGACCCGCCGACCCUAUGUUUAGUGAAGGCUUGAACCUUCACAAUCUUGUCAAGAUGGGUUUGCCUCAUCGAGUUCCAGAAAUUGCAGAUUUUCACUGCUCGACCCUUUUACUCCCAACCAAAGCAGCAUAAUAACAUAAGUGCUGAAAAAAUCCAAGUGUGUUUGAGUUCAAUAUUUAAAAUCGGAAUCUCGUGUUCUGCUGAAUCCCCGAGAGAGCGAAAAGAUAUUAGUGAUGUUGUAACUGAGUUGCAAUCCAUCAGGGACCUUGUCCUUGGCCAGAAUCUUUUGUGAUGACUCGAAAUGAUAUCAGUCAUGUUGUAAUUGACAGUUGAAGUGUAUUUGAAUAAA
This is a messenger RNA of Pyrus x bretschneideri (Chinese white pear), 1885 nucleotides long. RefSeq names its product probable LRR receptor-like serine/threonine-protein kinase At3g47570. Gene Ontology annotation, biological process: protein phosphorylation. The coding region runs from base 766 to 1668 and encodes 300 amino acids. The record is from RefSeq and is a predicted model, not a curated record. The transcript has 2 exons. Lineage: Eukaryota; Viridiplantae; Streptophyta; Magnoliopsida; Rosales; Rosaceae. Gene Ontology annotation, molecular function: protein kinase activity; ATP binding.